Ustilaginoidea virens is the source of this 1758-nucleotide messenger RNA. RefSeq lists its product as uncharacterized. Gene Ontology annotation, cellular component: endoplasmic reticulum. Gene Ontology annotation, biological process: GPI anchor biosynthetic process. The record is from RefSeq and is a predicted model, not a curated record. NCBI's taxonomy places the organism in Eukaryota, Fungi, Ascomycota, Sordariomycetes, Hypocreales, Clavicipitaceae. Bases 1 to 1758 code for a protein of 585 amino acids. The transcript has a single exon.
AUGUUGGCCCGGGCUUUUCUUCGCAAUGGCUUCGGCCUCAUGGUUCCACUGGCCAUAGCCUGCUCCGUCUAUCUGUACUUGUACCCCUUCUUCAGCCAAUGUGCCUUUCCUCUGCCGUCCAGAGAUCCGGAAGAAGCUUUCCAAGUCACCAAGCAUCUGCACUGGCCUUAUGCGAAAGUAGACGCUCGGAAAAACUUCCCGCCCAUAAAGCAGGCACCCUUCCGACUUCUUGCUCUUGGCGAUCCCCAGCUCGAAGGCGACACGUCGAUUCCUAUAGCCUACUUGGGCGUGUUUCCGCACAUCAAAACUAUCUUCCAGCGGCUGACCUUUCAGAUAUGGCACGAUUCCUUGAGGGAUCGUCUCCGCUUGGUCCUGCACGACAUUGUUGACAUCUUCUUCGAGGACAUUCCCUUUAUUAUUGAAUCGUGGCGAAAACGGUUCGACCUCUUUGGCAAUGACUUUUACUUGGCGCACGUAUAUCGAACAAUCCACUGGUGGACGCGUCCGACACAUGUUUCCGUCCUGGGCGACCUCCUCGGCAGUCAGUGGAUCGAGGACGAUGAGUUUGACCGCAGAGGGCAGAGGUUUUGGAGCAGAACGUUCCGCGGCGGCGAGCGCGUGCCCGAUGACGUCGCCAUGUGGCCCAGCUCCGAAUACAACCUCACGGGCUUUCUCGACGGUUCGGCAGAGGAACAGGUUUGGUCGCGGAGAAUCAUGAAUGUGGCGGGAAAUCACGACAUUGGUUAUGCCGGUGAUCUCACCCAGGAACGAAUGGAACGCUUCGAAAGAGUUUUUGGCAAAGCCAACUACGAGCUCCGCUUCGAGCUUCCCGUCACAGAUGCUGAAAUCAAUGCCAAGAUCCAACAUGACGAGACGAAUCCCGAGUCUGUGCGACUACCGCCCGAACUGCGCAUCGUCGUACUAAACGACAUGAACCUCGACACGCCAGCCAAAGACCAGGGUCUCCAAGACACAACGUACAACUUCAUAAAUGCAGUCAUUGGAACUGCAUGCGCUGUCGAGUACAAGGGUCAAUUCACACUCAUCUUGACCCAUAUUCCUCUGUACAAACCAGCAGGCGUCUGUGUUGAUGCGCCAUUCUUUGACUUUCACGGACCUCAAGACGGAGGCGGUGUCAAGGAACAGUACCUACUCAGCUCCGACGCCAGCAAGGGUCUUCUCGAGGGCAUAUUCGGCGUCAGUCGAGACCCAGAGGCCUCGGGUAAAGGACUUGGUCGCCCGGGUCUUGUUCUGGAUGGCCAUGAUCACGAAGGCUGCGAUACUUACCACUUUGUGAACCAAACGAAUGGUACCAGCCCCCAAGAUCGCUCCUGGGAGACACGCCGAUGGCGAGAUGUCCAGUUGUCAAACAUUCCCUCCAUGGGCAAACAUCCAGGUCGUAGGGAAAUCACUGUGCGCAGCAUGAUGGGCGAUUUUGGCGGCAACGCAGGCCUGCUCAGCAUGUGGUUCAACCAUGAAACGUGGGAAUGGGAGCAUGAGUAUGUCGAUUGCCCGCUUGGACGACAGCAUUUUUGGUGGAUGACGCAUUUUCUCAUCCUUGGCGUGAUUCUGCUGGGCUCCCUGUACCUCACGGUGGUGAGUUUGGAAGCUCAUGGCGUCGAUGUCGACGGCGCACUCUGGGAGGGAGCUCGAUGGUUACAACACCAGGUGGAGGAGAUUCAAAAGGCGCGAGCGGCUCGAGCUGCGCAGGGGUCGACACAAGCUGUGCCAAAUGGAAAACCCAAGGAAAGGUCAUGA